CCCAGCACAAGCGAGCACCAGUCGAGUUUCUGAAGCGUACUAGAAAGUUUAACUUGAGAAUAAUAAAGAAUAAAAAUAAGAAUAAAUCGUGCAACCAUGAGUAACCAGAAUAAAAUCAAAGACAUUUUGAAGAACUUGCAAAUUUCUGACGAAGAUCGUUGUGACUACCUUAUGGACGCUAUAGAUAUUCAAAACCAUGUGAUUGAGAAGCUGAAAAAGGAGGACUCAACUUUUCGAAGUGCCUUUGACGGCCUGAGCCUAUCUGGAAGUUACUUGGAUCGCGUCAAGUUGAAGACCCCCGAUGAAUUUGAUUUGCACAUGAAGCUCAAGUUCCCAUUCCAAAUCACCCCGGAACGAGAUGAAAAAGGGUUUGUCUUGCUGUAUGCACCUGGAGGAAAUCAUUCGCCGAUCGUGUCUGGUAGCUAUAUUUGUCGCCAGGAUCUUCAGGGCUGGUUGCGUGGUAUCUUCAAGAAGGUGUUCAAUCCAACUCUGUGUCUUGAAAGUAGCAGGACUCGCAAUACAUAUACUGUGUCGUAUACAUUGGAGGGAUACGGCUGCGCCCAUUCGAUUGAGGCCAAGUGUGGAAAUCGCAUUAUAUCCUUUGAUCUAGUGCCGGCUUUCGAGUUUAAAAAUUCUCAGUGGCCGUUGGCUGCUCCACCGAUUUCGUAUCAGGUGCGUAGCGAACAUCCCUGGUUCGCCAUUCCGCAGAAGAAAUCGAGGAGCUCCGACGAUCGCACUUUUAUGGUUUGUGCCCCCCACUGGGAACGGGAAGUGAUGAAGGGCUCUUACAAUAUGAAGAACGUUUUGCGCCUCAUGAAGGGAUUACGCGAUGCUAAUUACACCGAUUUCCCGCAUUUGUCCAGUUACAUGCUGAAAACCGUGCUUCUUCAUGAACUCGGAAGUGUUAACUGGCAACGCGACGAAGGUCCUUUAUUGGUGGAGAUGUGGGGUAAAUUGCUACAUCGCCUCAAAACUGGCAGACUGGAUUUCUUCUUAGCCGAUGGCCACAAUAUAUUUGAUCGUCUAAACGAACGAGAACUAAUUACCUGUUGCCAUAACGCAACCAUUACUUACGGAAAAUUACAACAAUACUACUCCUAUAACAACGGUUCUGAGUUGUAUAACCUGUUUAAAGAAAACUAAUCAUCUAUGCAUUUUAUAAUACCAAAAUGUUUUUCUUUAUUUCAACAAGAAGCAUGUGUAUUUCAUUGUAUUUGGUCGUAUUUCAAUAAAAAGUAUACAUAUAUACCCUGAUAAAAAUA
This is a messenger RNA of Drosophila subpulchrella, 1262 nucleotides long. RefSeq lists its product as uncharacterized. The transcript has 2 exons. Lineage: Eukaryota; Metazoa; Arthropoda; Insecta; Diptera; Drosophilidae. The record is from RefSeq and is a predicted model, not a curated record. Bases 97 to 1143 code for a protein of 348 amino acids.